Molecule: messenger RNA, 3498 nt
Organism: Arxiozyma heterogenica
Lineage: Eukaryota; Fungi; Ascomycota; Saccharomycetes; Saccharomycetales; Saccharomycetaceae
Gene: PKC1
Product: protein kinase C
Exons: 1
Coding region: 1-3498 (1165 amino acids)
Biological process (GO): signal transduction; protein phosphorylation
Cellular component (GO): cytoplasm; nucleus
Molecular function (GO): protein serine/threonine kinase activity; ATP binding
Source: RefSeq, a predicted model, not a curated record
AUGCUAUUGCCACAAGUUGAACAAGAUAUUCAGCGGAAGAUCUCUGUUGAACAGAAUAUCAUCCAAGGUGCUACUAAUAUGAAGAAAAAAACAAAUAAUACAAUGGUUAUUCAGCGAUGUAAUACAAACAUUAGAGAAGCCCGUCAAAAUAUUGAGUAUUUACAAGAAACACUGAAUAAGCUGCGUUUAAACAGUAUGAAAAAUAUGAAAGUAGACUCCAGUAAAAAUGAAUCAUCAGACAGUGGAGAAAAAGAAAAAACCAAAAAUUAUGGUUAUCUUUCUACUGUUUCACCUAAUGAACAUGUUUUUUCAAGAUUGGAUUUAAUUAAAUAUGAUUGUCCAUCAUUAUCUCAAAGAAUUCAAUAUAUGUUACAACAGUUAGAAUUUAAACUACACGUGGAAAAACAAUAUCAGGAAGCAAAUACAAAAUUAACGAAACUAUACCAGAUUGAUGGUGAUGAACGUAGUAGUUCUGCUGCAGAAGGAGGUGCUUUUGAGUCAAAGCAUAGAAUAUUAAUGCUUAAGAAGGCCUUAAAAAAGUAUAAAGCCAUUAAUGUCGAUUUGGAUCAAUAUAAACAUCAUGAUACAGAAGACUUAAAUAUUUCGCAACCCAAGUUUAGAAGAAAACCCUUAUCAGGGAUAUUAACACUCCGUGUUUCUGCUAUUAGGGAUAUUGACCAUAUUCAAUCACCAAUGUUUGCCAGAUCUCCAGAAACUUUUUUUACUGUUAAAAUUGAUGACGUUAUUAAAGCAAGAUCAAAACCUGUAAGGAACGAUAGAUGGCAAGAAGAUUUUCAAAUACAAGUCAAUAAAAGUAAUGAAGUGGAAAUAACCAUCUAUGAUAGGGUUAAUAAUGUUGUAACACCUGUUGCUGUUAUGUGGCUUCAAUUAGCAGACAUAGCCGAAGAAAUUCGUAAAAAAAAAGUCAACCAAACAAAUGGUCAACAAGGUUGGGUUAAAGCAUCCAAGGUUGCUCCUGAUAAUAUCAACACCUUUUUAGAGGACAAUAAAGUUAAUGAAGAUACUCGUAUCCCUUCAAUAACUACCACUACUUCCACUAAUAAUCAUUCACAGAACAAUGACGUUUUGACAGAUCCAAUAACAGUAAAUCAAUGGUUUAUUUUGGAACCUGCAGGUCAAAUUCAUUUAUAUCUUGGCUUUCAUAAGACAGACUCUACAACAAGGAAAAAUCAUGCAGGUGGGUUACAUCGUCAUGGUGCAAUUAUUAAUAGAAACGAGGAGGUUUUUGAACAACAUGGUCAUCACUUCGUUCAAAAAUCCUUUUACAAUAUUAUGUGUUGUGCUUAUUGUGGUGAAUUUUUAAGAUACAGUGGUUUCCAAUGUCAAGAUUGUAAAUUCUUAUGUCAUAAGAAAUGUUACACCAAUGUUGUAACAAAGUGUAUUGCCAAGACAACUACUGAUUCGGAUAGUGAAGAGACCAAAUUAAAUCAUAAUAUUCCCCACAGAUUCGAGCCUUCUCCUAAUCGUGGGACCAAGUGGUGUUGCCACUGUGGUUACAUUUUACCAUGGAGCAAACAUAAGGUUCGUAAAUGUAGCGAAUGUGGUAUCAUGUGUCAUGCAGACUGUGCUCACUUAGUACCUGAUUUCUGUGGGAUGUCUAUGGAAAUGGCAAAUAAGAUUUUAAGAACUAUUCAAGACACUCAACGUAAUCAGGAAAAGAAGAAGAAACUUCCAGCUUCUUCUGAAACAUCUACGUGGAUGACCACUACAGCCAGAGAAACUUCAAAAAACAAAAUUGGGAAUGUGGAAGAAAAGAGACUUUCAAGAUAUGACAUGCUUACAGAAGAAUCUGAUCGGAAUGUACCUUCUUCGUCUUUUUCAAUUGAUCAUAAUGAUGAUAAUAAAAAUAUUUUGAUAGAAAGCAGUAGACUAUCGUCGAAAAAUAAGAAGGAUUCAAUUCAAGAGAAGGCAUAUGAAUACAAUCAGAGUAAUGAGGCAUACUUAAAUUUCACAAAUAAUGCUGUUGCAGGUAAUUCUUCAACUGAUACAACUGUGCAAACAUUAGAUCCAUCUAUAAAUAAAAAUGAACCAAUUUCUAUGAAACUACCCUCAGACUUUAGUUCAAUAACUUUUAAUAAUAAGGAGACUGUUUUUGAAGAUGAAACAACUUAUCAACAACAAGAUGCAUUAUGGGAAAAAAAGAAUCAUAAUAUAGAAAUGGCAAUUAAACAAGAAUAUAAUGAAUUUCAUAAAGCAAUUAGUGAAGGUGAUGUGAAUAUUGAAUCACAAACUGGCCAUCAUCAAAACGAUUACCAUUCUACUAUUAAUUCUACAACUACCACUAUAAAAUCAAAUCCCUUCCGUGAAAUGAAUAAUGAAACAUUCCACCAGGAACAACAACAAAUUAUUACUCCAACUGUUUCCACUGAUACAGCGCUAUUACAAAUUUCAAAUAAUGUAGAGAACACUCAGGUUUCACCAAUAAAAUCACAACAAAUUACAAAACAUAGAAGAAAAGUGCCCAAACGUCGUAAAGUAUCUUUAGACAAUUUUAUUCUUUUAAAAGUAUUAGGUAAAGGUAACUUUGGUAAAGUCAUACUUUCUAAAUCAAAAAAUACUAAUAGAUUGUGUGCAAUCAAAGUAUUAAAAAAGGAUAGCAUUCUUCAAAACCACGAUAUCGAAAGUGCAAGAACAGAAAAAAAAGUUUUUUUGCUAGCAACAAAGACCAAACAUCCUUUCUUAACCAAUUUAUACUGUUCAUUUCAAACGGAAAAUAGAAUAUAUUUUGCUAUGGAAUUUAUUGGGGGUGGUGAUUUAAUGUGGCAUGUUCAAAAUCAAAGAUUAUCUGUUAGAAGAGCGAAAUUUUAUGCAGCAGAGGUAUUAUUGGCAUUAAAAUAUUUCCAUGAUAAUGGUAUAAUUUAUCGUGAUUUAAAAUUAGAAAAUAUAUUAUUGACGCCUGAGGGCCAUAUCAAGAUUGCAGAUUACGGUUUAUGUAAGGAUGAAAUGUGGUAUGGUAGCAAAACAUCUACAUUUUGUGGUACACCGGAGUUUAUGGCACCUGAGAUUUUAAAGGAUCAAGAAUAUACAAGGGCAGUAGAUUGGUGGGCUUUUGGUAUUCUACUCUAUCAAAUGUUGUUAUGUCAAUCACCAUUUUCUGGUGAUGAUGAGGAUGAAGUAUUUAAUGCAAUCUUAACUGAUGAACCAUUGUACCCUAUUGAUAUGGCUGGUGAUAUUGUACAAAUAUUCCAAGGUUUAUUGGCAAAGGACCCUACACAUCGUCUUGGUGGUGGUCCCCGUGAUGCAUUAGAAGUGAUGGAAGAGUCAUUCUUCCACAACAUUGAUUUUGAUGAUAUAUUAAAUUUAAGAGUAGAGCCCCCAUAUAUCCCCAAAAUUAAGUCUGCAGAAGACACUUCUUAUUUCGAACAAGAAUUCACGUCUGCUCCACCAACGCUAACACCAAUACCAUCAGUAUUAACUACUUCUCAACAAGAGGAAUUUCGGGGAUUCUCAUUCAUGCCUGAUGAUCUUGAAUUAUAG